Messenger RNA from Scophthalmus maximus (turbot), 2465 nucleotides. It is a transcript of the gene cfap36, whose product is annotated as cilia and flagella associated protein 36. The transcript has 11 exons. Gene Ontology annotation, cellular component: ciliary base; axoneme. The coding region runs from base 502 to 1626 and encodes 374 amino acids. NCBI's taxonomy places the organism in Eukaryota, Metazoa, Chordata, Actinopteri, Pleuronectiformes, Scophthalmidae. The record is from RefSeq and is a predicted model, not a curated record.
GCGUCAAGCACCAUGGCAACUGCGACAGAGCUGGUGUUGAGAUCGGUAGAUGAGGAAGAAAUUGUGGUUUUAAACUUGCUAAAGCGACCCAAAAGAAGAAGGUCGUCUGUUCGUCCUCUGAACGAUAGACGGGGGGUCGUAGUGAAAAUAUCCCCUCAUUCUCCCUGAACCACAUUGUCUGGCUCUAGCUUUCACUUUUAAACGUCACGGUGUAGGAGAUAUCUCAACAGGGCCAUGAAUUAUUCUCUGUUUUUACCAUUUGUGAAUAUCUGCCUCAUUGACGGAUCAUAUGAGCCGGCCUAGAUGCGCACUGCGCGUCACGGGAAGUGACCUCAAAAUGACGUCAUCGCUGCCAUGCGGACGGACCGAUGCGUCAAGCAUAAGUCCACCUUGACUCAAGCAGCAGCGGACUGACGGGCUGUAGCGGAGCUAGUUGUGCCGACCUGAAGAAUAUCACUGUGCGAGUGCUGUUGUUGCUAACGUUACCCAGUAGCAGCCGAAAUGGCUGAGGAUGGCAGUGGAUGGGUUGUGGAGAGCAUCGUUGGCUACCUGGGAAGCCCUGAAUGGAUCAUUCCUGUCAAGGAUUUCAUGGAAAGCAGAUGCACAGUUUUUGAUGACGAAGAUGAAAAUAAGUUAUCAUACACAGAAAUCCAUCAACAGUAUAAGAAGUUGGUGGAGAUGCUGUUAGAGAAUUAUAUUCAGGAGGUUGGCAUCAAUGAGCAGCAGUUUCUGGAUGCAUGCACCUCUCCUUUUGCCAAGUCCAAAGCUCUGCAGUCAGUGUUCCAGCCCGUUCUUGCCUCAGAUGACUACCAGAUGUUCCGCUCAAUGAUGGUUCAGAAGAACAUGGAGCUGCAGCUUCAAGCCCUCAGGGUCAUUAAAGACAGAAAUGGGGCGCUCCCUGAGUGUCUGACUGACGGUUUGGAUGUCAUGACAGAGUUGCAACAACAAGAGAUGAAAAUCCUGCAACAGGUUCUCAAAAAAUCAAAAGAGGAGUAUGAUGAGGAAAUGUCCAGGAGGCUGCUCUCAGAGGAAGAGGCUGGUUCCACUUCCAGUGACUGCUCUGAUUGGUCAAUGGCAGAGAGUGGCGAAGCCCAGAAUACCAACUCUUCUCCCAGCCAGCGAAGUAACAGUGCCAAGGUCAACGAAAGCCCUGUCAGAACAUUGGAGAGGAAGACGGCUGUCCCCGGAGGUGGAUAUGAGAAAGAUUGUGGCAGUUCCAGUGAGUCCAGAGUCCUUCCAGCAGUGAGAGCUCCAGUAAAGUCCAGCGAGCCCUCCAUCAGUAGCGGUCCUCAUACGAAGGAGCAGAGCAGCAUCCAGACUGCAGUCGAGACGUGGCUGGAGGAGGCACACAGGGAAGCAGGCUUCUCUAAGCCAUUUACUGAGUUGUCAGUAUCACAGCAGGAGCAGCUCCAGCAGAGGGCAGUGUAUCUUCGUCAGCAGCGAGACAAGCUGCUCGCACUGAAGAAAGAACAGCAGAAAUCCAAGCAGACAACCACAUCAGAGGAGGAACCCACUAGCCAAACACCAGCACCUACCACCACCCCGAUGUCUGCAGAGGAGAGGAAGAAGCUAGAGAAGAGAAAACAUCUGGCUGACAAGCUGAAAGAGGAAGUGAUCAAGAAAUAACAUCCCCUCUUCUGCACCGUUCUUGUUAAUAUAUUAUCUCUAUGAUCCAAAAAUCAAACACAUGGCUUCCAUUACAUAGCCUCCACCUGUCAGAUAAUUCACUCUACACAUUUCAAGGUUUUUCCCAAACAUGAAAAAAUGAGACCUUCCUUAUUCUGAGGUUUUUUUUUCAUGCAUAUUUUAAAUAUUUCAAGUACCACUGUCUGGCAGUUUCCACUCAUACCAUGCCACACAAGAAUUCUAAAAUCUGUCAGAUAGUUACAACUGUUUGAUCAAGUUCAGAAAGUCAUGCAAAUUAAAAUGCACACAGACCAGUCAUGCAAUAAGCUGCCAAUGUUACCAAGCUUUAGUGGAGAACCUAAAUGGCUUUUAUUAGAGUUUACUUUACUAGAUGCAAAUGUCCAAAAUCACUCCUCAUUUGACACUGUGGUAACCAUUUAAUUCAGAUUGUCUAAAUUGAAUUGAACAAUUUAUUGACGAUAUGUCCCCCAAAAUAUUGAUGUACGGAUCAUAAGCUGCUUUCAGACAUUCACUGAGUUCAUGUCUGAAAACAACAUAAGGUGUCAAAUGGGCCAUUGACUCCACAUUGGGCACAACUGGCCAAGCGUUGUCUUGGGCAGUUUUCCCACAUUUAUGUGACAUAACGACAUGACUUGGAGGGUCCCAUGAGCACUUGUUUUUCACUGUCAUUAGCAUUCUCAGAGGGAAGAGUCAGAGCCAAGAGAACCUUUACUUUCUACUAGGAAUGCCAUAAUCAGCAGUCUUCACUUUAAGCAAUCGUCGUCAUUUAUGUGAUAUUGUAUCAGGUAUGCUCUUUGAUAAAUCACAUUUUAUAGAAA